Molecule: messenger RNA, 3798 nt
Organism: Serendipita indica DSM 11827
Lineage: Eukaryota; Fungi; Basidiomycota; Agaricomycetes; Sebacinales; Serendipitaceae
Source: the annotation of a GenBank genome assembly
AUGCCUGGCCCGGCCAAGGCACAGGCUGGUCGAACUCGGCCGCCGUUUACAUCUUGGACCGCUCCUCUCUUAGCUUACCCUCCGAAACACGAGAAACUUGGAGAACGAAAGCCCGUCUUUGGGCUCGCUCUUUUCGCCUCUUCCAUGGCGGAUGCACCCUUUACCAUUCGUCCGCUCCCAGUGUCCUCCCGCCAGCUAGAUGCUCAGGAAAGUCCGGAAAAUACUCGUGGACGUGGAAAUGAGACAACAGGCUCACCUUCUAUCGUCCGACGCUCCUUCCGGAGUCGGAGCCGACAUAUUCGCGGAGGCUCUUCCCUUGGGACAGUCUUUGGAGACUCAAAAAUAGAAGGUACUUUGCAUUGGAACCAAGACAUUGCAAGCAGCGGUCUCAUUUGCGGCUCUUCGAGCAAAGAGCUGCUCCGUACAAUGAUGCAAAUGGUCAAGAUGCAUCUCCAGGACGGCCGGGGGUCCUCCGCACUGAUAUUCCAUGCGUCUUCGCGUGACCACUUGGUUUCUUCGUCACAAGUCUCUACUAUCCACAUUGCCAAACGGCUCCCUUCGCCGUCCAUUUUUCUUGCCCCUCAGCCUAGACGUACAGUAAAAGAGCUGUACACUUCCAUUCCCUUGGAUCCACAUAACAUAUUGCCGUUACGGUUCAACGAGGCAGAUAUUAGUCUGGCUCAUGUGCUUGCACUCUGUACUCCUCCGCCAGAGUACCCGAAUCGUGAACGGAUCCUUACAUCUGUUCAAUUCAUCGUCAGUCGACUAGCGGAACCCUUUAGCAUUCGAGAAUUCAACCAAUUUGUAGAUGAAGAGCAGUGGGAUUCACAUGGGAGCGCCUUUAUGGCAAUCCGCCAAACUUUGUUGACAACUCUUAUCGCCUCUCAUGAUGGAGACAAAGACGACGUGGAUGUCGUCUCCAGAAUUCGUCACGGGGGAGCCAUUGUUAUCGAUUUAUCUGAUCCAGUACUGCGAAGCACCGGUCUCGACAGCGUGCUCUUCGACAUGGUUCUAUGUUUAUAUUGCUCUGUACAACGAGAUACUAGAAAACUUCUUGUUCUUGAUCAAGCACACGAGUACAUGUCUACUAACCCAGCAUUACUCAACACGCUCGUUACACUCUUCUCCAUGCACACGGACUCACCUAUCAAGACCCUCCUUUCCAGUUCCGAUCUCACUCUCAUUUCGCCACGCCUCCUUAGUCACAUUGACUACCUGAUCUGCCAUGAUUUUCGCUCUCCUACCUGGUUAAACUACUUACAGCAGCACAUUGCUUGUUCGCCCACCUUGCCUGUGGCCUCGGCCAGCGCCAAUCAAGAAGGGUCCGCUAUUCAUAACCUAGAAACACGUCAGGCGAUAAUCAUAUCCCCUCGAUCCAUCUCAGAAGUUGCCAACGGCUCCUCCACACAACCGGAUCAAAAUCCAGUCAAAUGGUCCAGCAAAGCUUACCGCGUGGAGAUGGGUUUCGACGCCCCUCUGACUGUGGAGCAACGGAAAAUCGAACAACUCGAAGCUCUCGUUGCACAGUUGUCCAGUAACGCAGACAACACCGGGUUGGCAGCACCAAAUGUCACCGUUUCUCAUCACCAUCACCAUGUGCCAGCCCCGUCGACAAUGGGCGGAGGCACAGUAAUCUCCCGCCGAAGUAGAAAGGAAUCCAGUAUUUACAUGGAGAACACUAUUAGUGCCUUGCGAAAUGCACUGGGGUACUUGGCAGCCCGCAAGGCUAUAGAGGGACCCUCGCCUUCACACUCGCCGCCUGCCUCUCCAACACUUGCGCCGCCUGUAGUACCUCCUCACCAGCUGACUCCAGUCGAAGAAAAUACAGAGGCAAAGACGUCAGACUCAGAUGGGAAGGGCUCCUCUGAUCGUCCACUUGUCGUGAAAAACGUCACCUCGGAUUCCGAUCCACUCUCCGAUGGUUCAGCUUGGAAGAUAAAGCCACUUGGCACCGAGUUCAGUCUUUCGAUCCCCGUUGUCCAGUCGUUGCCAGACUUGGGUCCAUUUAAUCCUACGACGAUUCAGGAACCGGACAGACCUACCCUUCUUGCUGCUCUUCAAAAAGCAGUUCUGGAUGCCGGGGGCGAACUCGGCGUUCCUAUAGCUACUCACAAAGUCGCCGAAGCCUUUUUACAAGCCAAUCAUCCCAUUGAUAGUCUCCUGCCGACAUGGCAAGCCACUGCAGAGUAUGCCGAGCGACAUGGUCUACUCGAGGUAGUCCGUAACGAUAAUACGAAGCACGAGUGGAUAGUCGUUUCAAAACCGGAUACCGAGGAAGGCCAGGGAAGCCCCCCUCCACCUCCCUUUCCUGUAAUCUCCCAUGUGGAUACACAUAAAGCAGAAGAUCAAGAGACCGUGCCGUGGCCCAAAGCACACGAUAGCUCUGUUGUGCAAUCUCCAGAUGGGUGGUAUGAGAUGAUGCAGGAGUCGGCCCUUAGACCCCAGACUACCGCUCCUGUUAUUGUCACACCUCAGGCACUUCCACCGUCACCAUUCGAACCCCUACUUCAAGCUAUGUCGACGCUACGAGACUUACAACCCUUUGCUCCGCUUUUGCUACAUAACGUUAGUUAUGAACUGAAGCGCCGCUUCCCGACCGCAAUUCGUGACGCAGGAUACAAAACCAUGGUCGAGUAUCUCUAUGGUGCUCAGGCACAAGGUCUGGUGGAAGUCACAGACGAUGCCUCUGGCUCUAUCUACGUUCAGUUCGCUAAACAUCAACCCGCUACUGCUCCGGGCCUUGCCAUCCGUUCUCCACCUAAGCAUAUCUCAUCUCUUUAUUCACUAUCAACCGACAAGUCCCAACCAGACAGCUCUGCAGUGCCAAGCUCGGAUGCUCAUCUUGCCUAUCCCAAGGAACACUUUGGUCCACUCCUUACCGUCCUUCGAUCUCUUCGCAAGCACAACCUAUACAAGGUUACGUUCACUCCCCUGUCGCUGGCGCUCGAAAAGAUGUUUCCCAACGCAAUGAAGCGACUCGGCAUCGAUAAUAUUGACCAAUACAUCUAUCAAGCGCGCGAUGCGGGCUUGGUCAUUACGGGAGAUGGAGCUAACGGCAAGGUUUGGGUGUCACUAACUGAUGCAGAGCAGAACGGAGCCGCCACACCAACGCCAACGAAUACGAUUAAGAUCAAGACGUCUCCUUCAGCCACCUCGCUUCACUUUCCAUCGCCUCCAGACAAGAGUCGCGUCUCAGAUUUUUCCAGACUCUUGCGGGCCAUACGAGCAUUGUCCGCUCCUGGUCGCGAGCGUGUGCUCUGUUCUCGAGUGGGAAUGAUGCUCAACAAGGAAGACUAUAAGGCAAUGAAUGUCGAAACAUUCUCCCAAUGUCUUGUUGCCGCGUCCAAGGCCAACCUUAUCGUCCACGGAGGAGUUGGAGGAUCAGCAUGGGUCGCACUAAAAGCUCCCUCGGUAGCUGGAGUCCACCCGAGCAAGGUCUAUGAAGAACCUCGUUCGCGUCUCGUGAAGACCGCACCACCCGAGAUUGCAACAAAUCCGGUUGUGCCCUCAGGCUCAGCAUAUAAGCUGCCUUUAUCAGAAGAGGAUGUGGAACCCUUCAGACCUUUGCUCAAUAUUUUACGCACCUUUAUUCACAGCAAGCAUAUUGCGGAGCCGUUCCGGACAGUCGUAGAGAAAAACCUCCUCAAAGUCAAACCAGACGUUCUUUUUGCCUCAAAAUGCAACACGAUGGACGAUUAUAUACUACGGGCACAGUCUUAUGGCCUGAUUGCCCAAGUCGGCUAUGGUAAGGCGGCGAGGCUGCGUCUCCUGGAAAAUAGUGGCCUUGCCCUGCCAUAG